AUGGCGUCCUCAUCACGAAGUGGUGAGAAUCGUCCGAUUCACCAGGACUUCAUCGCGCGCAUUCGCUACUCUAAUGCGCUGCCUCCGCCUCCCUUCCCGCCGAAGCUGCUCGAUAUCCCCAACACGGGCCUUGCCAGUGGCCAGUACACAGCGCCUGGCUUCGCCUCGCGCCUUGCCCGCGAGCAGCCGCUCAACAUCGAGGCCGAUGCCGAGCUCGGCAUGCCCUUGGACCUGGUGGGAAUGCCAGGCAUCUUUGACGGCGACGAGAGCUCUAUCCAGGCCCCGGCCCAAGCUCCGCAACCACAUCCGCACGAUAAGCCACUCCUGCGGUCGCUGCAGCAACUGGGCAAGCCCAAGACGGACAACGCAGCUGUGUCUUUCCUCCGACGUACCGAGUACAUCUCUUCCGCCGCCACAAAGCAGCAUGGCAGUCCUCUGCGAGCCUUGAACGCGAACCCGGUCCGACGACCACCUAAGCGCAAGUCGUCGCCCGAACCCGACAAGAACUCCCCCGCCUACGUCAAGAGAAAGAUCGACCAGAGCUUCGCCGUCACGGAGCAGAACUUGAAGGACCGAUCGCGCGUCAGGCACCCUUCGAAACGCAACUUGCGCCUUGUCGAUGCCUACCCCUUGCUACCUGACCUCGAGGCCUUUCCUGAUUCGGGCGCCUAUGUCACGAUCAAGUUUCUCACCAAUCCCGUGGGCAAGUCGGACAGCUACGAUACCCGUCUGUUGAACGGUAUCUUCAGGCCGAUCGAGCGGACCGAGGCCGAGGAAACUGCCAUUCAGGCUGCGCGCGAGGCCUAUGAGCGUGACCCCAAGAACCACCCCAAGCCCAACGACAGCAUGCACUACGAUUUCUACCUCAACGACAACGCCACUAGUGGUCGCAAGUUCCGUCAGAGGUUCGACGUGGACAACCCUGACCGUGAUGACGAGGACCUUUACACGCGGCAGCGCGAGUCUGCAGGCCCCUGCUUCCAGUUCAACCGUCUGCGUGCCUACGAGACGGCCCAGGAAUCCGAGUUGGACCACCGGAGCAAGUACGACGAGGAGUUGAUUAUUGCCUUCAACGACGACGAUACAUCUCUCCACCAGAAGGCCGCCUACUACUACCCUGUCAUGCAGCGCUCUCAAAUUCGACCCCAGCGAACCAAGAACAUUGCUCGCAAGAUUGGUCUUGCGGAUGAAGACGAACAGAUCAUCGACCAGUUGGAUGUCGAGAUCGACGAGCCUACGGAUGAAAUCAAGGAACAGUCUGAGAAGUUCAAGCGCGAUCCCUAUUUUUUGGAGGAUGAGGAAGAGGAGGCGCUGGCUGCCAAUGGCGAGGAUGCCCAGCAGAACGGCGAUGCGCACAGAGCAGAGGAGAGGAACGGAAGAUCCCGGUCGAGGUCUGUGCCGGAUCACUCGGAUGAGGAGAUUGAUGCGGAUGGUGACGAGGAGGACUAG
Messenger RNA from Neoarthrinium moseri, 1449 nucleotides. RefSeq lists its product as uncharacterized. Gene Ontology annotation, biological process: transcription elongation by RNA polymerase II. The record is from RefSeq and is a predicted model, not a curated record. Gene Ontology annotation, molecular function: RNA polymerase II complex binding; chromatin binding. The transcript is spliced from 2 exons. The coding region runs from base 1 to 1449 and encodes 482 amino acids. NCBI's taxonomy places the organism in Eukaryota, Fungi, Ascomycota, Sordariomycetes, Amphisphaeriales, Apiosporaceae. Gene Ontology annotation, cellular component: Cdc73/Paf1 complex.